AUGGCCACCACCAACGAUCUCCCAGCUCUUGACGUGAACAGCUACGACUAUAUUGUCGUUGGUGGCGGUACCGCAGGCUGUGUUAUCGCGGCGCGCCUCGCUCAGUAUCUUCCCAACAAGCGCGUGCUCGUCAUCGAAGGUGGUCCCAGCGACUUCCACGAUGACCGGGUCCUCAACCUGAAGGAAUGGCUCAACCUGCUCGGCGGCGAGCUGGACUACGACUACCCCACCACCGAACAGCCCAUGGGUAACAGCUUCAUCCGCCACUCCCGCGCGAAGGUCCUGGGUGGCUGCUCUAGCCACAAUACCCUGAUCUCCUUCCGUCCCUUCGAGUAUGACUGCCGGAACUGGGUGGCCAAGGGCUGCAAGGGUUGGGACUUUGAGACCUUCACCCGCAUGAUCGACGGUCUGCGCAACACCAUCCAGCCGGUGCACGCCCGUCACCGCAACCAGCUGUGCAAGGACUGGGUCCAGGCCUGCUCCUCCGCCAUGAACAUCCCCGUUAUUGAGAACUUCAAUGACGACAUCCGCAACAAGGGUGAGCUGACUGAGGGCGUCGGCUUCUUUAACGUCUCCUACAACCCUGAUGACGGCCGCCGCAGCAGUGCCAGUGUCGCCUAUAUCCACCCCAUUCUGCGCGGUGAAGAGAAGCGUCCCAAUCUGACGAUUCUCACCAACGCCUGGGUUUCCAAGGUGAACAUCGAGGGUGACGCAGUCACCGGUGUCAACGUGACCCUCCAGUCCGGCCUCAAGCACACCCUGCGUGCCAAGAAGGAGACCAUCCUCUGUGCCGGUGCAGUCGACACUCCCCGUCUGAUGAUGCUGUCGGGUCUGGGUCCUCGCGAGCAACUUUCGGCUCUGGGCAUUCCGGUUGUGAAGGACAUCCCCGGCGUGGGCGAGAACCUAAUCGACCACCCGGAGAGUAUCAUUAUGUGGGAGCUGAACCGUCCUGUGCCCCCAAACCAGACCACCAUGGACUCCGAUGCCGGUAUCUUCUUCCGUCGCGAGCCCAAGGAUGCCGCUGGCUUCGACGGCCGGGCCGCCGACGUGAUGAUGCAUUGCUACCAGAUUCCCUUCACCCUCAACACCACUCGUCUCGGCUACGACGAGCCCGUCAACGCCUUCUGCAUGACUCCCAACAUCCCCCGCCCCCGCUCCCGCGGUCGUCUUUACCUCACCUCCGCCGACCCGUCUGUGAAGCCCGCGCUGGACUUCCGCUACUUCACCGACCCCGAGGGUUACGAUGCUGCCACCAUCGUGUCAGGUCUCAAGGCGGCCCGUGAGAUUGCCCAGCAGUCGCCGUUCAAGGAGUGGAUCAAGCGCGAGGUGGCUCCUGGCCCCAGCGUCCAGUCAGACGAGGCUCUUUCCGAGUACGGCCGCCGCGUGGCGCACACCGUGUAUCACCCGGCCGGUACCACCAAGAUGGGUGAUGUGACUCGCGACCCCAUGGCCGUUGUGGAUCCGACGCUGAAGAUUCGCGGCCUGAAGAACGUUCGUAUCGCGGAUGCCGGUGUGUUCCCUGACAUGCCUAGUAUCAACCCCAUGCUCACGGUCCUGGCCAUUGGCGAGCGCGCCGCCGAGCUCAUCGCCGAGGAGGCUGGCUGGACCCGCUCGCAGCCCCGCCUGUAA
Penicillium macrosclerotiorum is the source of this 1629-nucleotide messenger RNA. RefSeq names its product GMC family oxidoreductase. NCBI's taxonomy places the organism in Eukaryota, Fungi, Ascomycota, Eurotiomycetes, Eurotiales, Aspergillaceae. Bases 1 to 1629 code for a protein of 542 amino acids. The record is from RefSeq and is a predicted model, not a curated record. Gene Ontology annotation, molecular function: flavin adenine dinucleotide binding; oxidoreductase activity, acting on CH-OH group of donors. The transcript has 2 exons.